This is a messenger RNA of Epinephelus fuscoguttatus (brown-marbled grouper), 3448 nucleotides long. RefSeq lists its product as uncharacterized. The record is from RefSeq and is a predicted model, not a curated record. Lineage: Eukaryota; Metazoa; Chordata; Actinopteri; Perciformes; Serranidae. Gene Ontology annotation, cellular component: membrane; extracellular region. The transcript is spliced from 3 exons. Gene Ontology annotation, biological process: lipid transport; lipoprotein metabolic process. The coding region runs from base 161 to 1075 and encodes 304 amino acids. Gene Ontology annotation, molecular function: lipid binding.
CCGGACCUAAACGGUCUCUGCUGCUGAUUGAUUGGCUGCUGUGGUCACAUGAUUUCAGAGAAUCGUCUCAGAGACAGUGAAAGUUAACGGGACAGACUGAGCUCAGAGCUGCUGUGACUGCUGACACUUCACCAACAGGCUCUGCAGGAAGCUCCUGAAAAUGGCAGCAAGACAGAGGAGGAGCAGUUUAAUUGAGCCUCUUAAUUUUUCUGACUUAACAACAAAACUUAUGAGACAUGCAGCUUCAUUCAUCUCAGUGUUUGACGUCAGUGAACCAGAGAUGAGACAGAUUGUAGGAGAGUUUCAGAAGAUCGUUGAUGAAGUGACAGAGAUGCAGCAGAUGACAGACAAAGUGAGGAGAGCAGGAGCUGUUGGUGGAGGAGUAGGACUCGGACUGAUGAUCCUUGCAGCUCCGUUCACUGGGGGGGCGAGCUUAUUGGCAGCAGGAGGACUAGCUGCUGCUGCUGCUGGUGGUGGUGGUGUUGCUGCUGCUGUUGGUGGAGGAGUAGGAGGAGUAGGAGGAGUAGGACUCGGACUGAUGAUCCUUGCAGCUCCGUUCACUGGGGGGGCGAGUUUAUUGGCAGCAGGAGGACUAGCUGCUGCUGGUGGUGCUGUUGUCGGGGCAAAUGUAACAAAAAUAAGAGAAGAGAAAGAAAGUGUGCGUAAAGUCGAAGAGCUGGGGAAAGAAUUCAUGAAGAUUGUUGAAUCACUGAAGAACGACCUGGAAGAAAUCAAGACGACGUGUGAAGAGCUGGAGAAAAGGUCAGCUGAAGGUCAAGCCAAACGGUCUCUGUCAGACAUGGAGGCGUUUCAGAGGAUUGUUGGACGAGUGUCUGAGCUGAGAAGAAGGACUGGAGAAGUUUUGGAUGUGACUGUAACAGUGAUGGAAAUAAUUCAUAAUCUGUUCAUGUUCAUUGUAAGUGUCUUCAGAGUGACUGCGACCCCUGAAGAGGAUCAGAAGUUAAGAGACUCCAUCGUCCAGUCAGCUGAUCAGUGUGAGAAGGUCAUUAAUGCGUUUGAUCAGAUGAAGAAGGAACUGUUAGACAUAAUGGAGGAGACAAAAUCGUCGGAGUGAGGAGAAGCUGACGUGUCGUCCUCCUGAGGAAAAUGUGUGUGAGGACAAAAGGACACAAUAAAGUCAUGACGUCAGAGGACGCAGCCUGUGUUUCCUCUGAUCAUGUUACACUGUUAGAUCUGUGAUGACAUCAGCAGGAGGAGAGCUAGUUAGCAUUAGCUGCUAAUAGUAAAAAGCAGUCCUGGGUGAAGGUAAAUUAUAACCUCCUCAUGAUGCGUUCACUGUCAUCUUGUUAAAUGCUUUUUGUGUGUUAAACAAACAAAUUCCAGCUGUUUGAUGUGUCAGUGUUUCCAGAGCACUCAGCCAGAUGUUAUGAUGGACAGAGGUGGAAAGUAACUAAUUACAUUUACUCACAUUACUGUCAUUGAGUAGUUUUUUUGUGUGUAAUAUUUUCAGUAGUUUUUCAAAUCUGUAAUUUUAGUUUCACUUAAGUAAGUUUUGACAGAAGUAUUGUACUUGGCUACACUGGAGAUCACAUCCCUUACUGAGUAGUUUUGGCUAAAUGGAAACCAAAGGGUGAAUCUCGUAACUCUCGUGUGGAAUUGACCCAGAACAAGAACUGUGUAUCAUCAGUCUAACAGUUGUGUUGGUGAGUCAAAAUGAAUGAGGGCUGCACAAUAUUAGACACAACUGACACUGUGAGGACAAUUUUGUAUACUGUGAUAUGUGCUGCAAUGUACAGUGUGUUGCAGUAAGUUGAACAGCUCUAUUUGGACAGAGGUCAUCACGUGGGAGUUGAAAGGCUGUAUUUACAUGAAAUAUACAGUUUACAAUCAAACUGUUCUGGAAGCUGCGAACUUCACAACCUACAGUAUUAAGCAGCAAAAUAAGUUUGGCAUAUUGCCUUUGACUAAUAUUAUACUGAUAUGAUGAACUCAUACUGUGAGUCUCACACUGUGACUGUUGCACAAGAACACAUCGCCAUGGUGACGCUCUAAUGAUAUUGUGCAGCCCUGAAUUGAAUUGAAUUCUAUGGUUCAUCAUAGAAUUCAAUUCAAUUGUAUUUGACAAUGUUUUAUUGUUUUAUGGGAUGGUCUACGUUAGGGCUGGGCGGUAUGACAAAAUUUUCAUAUCACGGUUUUAAGAAAAAAUCAUAUCGGUUUCACGGUAUUUCACGGUAUUUUGCUCAGGUUCGGCCAACUUGACAUGCUGCUGUGUGGUGCUAUGGCCUAUUCAAGUGCCGGAAUUUGUUAUUUACCUGACAACGCCUAAACGCAACACACGCUGCGUACGGAAGCGACACAUAGAGAAGCCAGCGGGGUUGUUUACUGUUUGCCGAGCCGAGAGGCUGCAUGAAAUGUUAAAGCAUUUUCCACCUAAGUUAUUACAUAUAUUUGAGUUAUCUACAAGUUUGCUGUACUGUUUGUCAUCUACUCGCUUUCAAAUGUCCGCCACGGACAUUUACACAAUGUCACGGAUAAACAUGGGUAAAUGCAUGGAAAAAAAUCAUCACAUAUCACCUCUGAUAAUGGUUUAUUCAUUUAAAAACACAUUGUGCUCGUUUAGCACACUAUUUCAUAUAGUUUUUAUCUGCUGGAGGGUCGCGUAGGGGAGCGUAGCGUGACAAAAAUAGAAGAGCCGCGUAAAAUAGAGAGUUGUCGCGCGGCAGACGGAGGUUGUCGCGCCGCUCCCGUUGCCAGUGGAGCCGCUGUAAUUGAUUAACAGGGUGGCGAGCUGCUACAGGACUCGCACUGCAGACGUGUCGUGCCGCUGACGUGCCCGGUGGAGCCUGUCUCGGACUCGGGACGGGUCGUCUUCGGUCAGGAAAAUGCAGUCCGAGCCAUGCUCUAGUGUGCUUACCUGUGUGUGCGCUUUGUGUGUGUGUGUGUGUGUGUGCGCGCGCGCAUCGGGGCGAAACUCCGCCGUGCACGAUACAGAGGACAGAGGAGAAUUGUAAAGGGCGGUGUGCCGCUGCUAGUUGCAUUCAGGGGAAACACUGCUCUUUUUGGUAUGAGUUCUUCUGGGACAUCGUGUACAGUUGCUUUGCUUUCAGGACUCUCCGGCAGCCAUUCUCGCCUCUAAACUUUUCUAUGCUCUCACUCUCACCCGCUCAAGCGUGCCUGUGGUGUGCAGCAGUGAAAUGGGUCCCCGCUGAAACACUUUCCCGCCGCGCACGUUCCGGAUGUUGUUUGGGCUAUUCACCGGUAUUGUGGGAUAUGAAAAAUUCAUAUCAUAACGAAAAUAAAUACCGGUUUUUGGUACAAACCGGUAUACCGCCCAGCCCUAGUCUGCGUUGUACUGCCCCAAAGACACACUAAAUGUUGUGUUGAUAUGUUUAAUGUCAUCAUGCUCUUAUAUUUGAAAAGUUUGUCCUUUAAUAAAAAACAACCAGUUUGUGGACUGGAUUUAUGACUCUGGACCAUUUCUGCACUG